Molecule: messenger RNA, 1764 nt
Organism: Fonsecaea erecta
Lineage: Eukaryota; Fungi; Ascomycota; Eurotiomycetes; Chaetothyriales; Herpotrichiellaceae
Exons: 4
Coding region: 1-1764 (587 amino acids)
Biological process (GO): carbohydrate metabolic process; fungal-type cell wall organization
Cellular component (GO): fungal-type cell wall
Molecular function (GO): hydrolase activity, hydrolyzing O-glycosyl compounds; glycosyltransferase activity
Source: RefSeq, a predicted model, not a curated record
AUGUAUCACACACUGGCUCGCUCAGUGCUCGCUGCAUUGACAUUCUGCUCUCUCACACCCAGCACAUCAGCACAGACUUACUCGUCAUGUAACCCUCUCCAGCAAAGUGGUUGUCCUGCAGACCCUGCUCUCGGCAGGACGGUCGACAUUGACUUCACAGCAGGCUCCUCGAGCGAGUUCACCGCGUCAGGGGCUGUCAGCUACACUUCCGACGGCGCUGCGUUCACGAUCUCCCAACAUGGCGACGCUCCUACCCUCUCUUCGAAUUGGUACAUAAUGUUCGGCCAUGUCGACUACGUGGUGAAAGCUGCUCCAGGGACAGGAAUAGUCAGCGCUGCUAUCUUGCAGUCUGACUGCCUCGACGAGAUCGACUGGGAGUGGAUCGGUGGGGAUGAUACGCAGGCCCAGAGCAAUUAUUUUGGCAAGGGCAUCACCACAACUGGGUACAACAGAGGGGCAUUUCAUGGAGCACCGAACAACCAUGACGAGUUCCACACCUACAGCAUCGAUUGGACGGCCGACCAGAUUGUCUGGUCAAUCGACGGCACCACCGUUCGAGCAAUGACCCCGGACCAAGCUGAAGCUGGCCAGUAUCCCCAGACCCCAAUGUACGUCAAAUUGGGGGCUUGGGCUGGCGGCGACCCAUCCAAUCCGGAAGGCACAAUUCAGUGGGCUGGAGGAGUUACUGACUACUCUGAUGGGCCUUUCACCAUGUAUGUGAAGUCUGUCCACGUCACGGACUACUCAACCGGGUCACAAUAUUCCUACAGUGGUACCAGCGGCACGUGGCAAUCCAUCCUUUCCAGCGGAGGCCAAAUCAACGGCCAAGGAGACGGGACACCCGCCUCAUCUGGCACAGCACCUGCCAUUACCUCGUCCGUGCCUAACAGUGCUCCCCUCGCCUUUGGGAACGGCGGCGACACCUCUUCUGUGUAUGCGACACGAACGGGGUGGCCGUGGUCUGGAACGGCCACCGCCACAGCAGUGUCUGUGUCGACGUCCCCCUCCCCUUGUUCGUCCUCAUCAGCAGUCUCCUCAUCGGCCUCGGCCUCGGCUUCGCUUGAAGUUGUGACUUCGUAUAACGAGCAAGGAUUCCCAACCCUGAUCACCAUCAACCCUGCGGCACCAACCACACCGAAGAGCUACGACAGUCAAGGGUUUCCCAUUACCAGCACCAAUCCGAUUUCCGAGUCGACAUCUCCCCCUGCGACGGCACCAGGAUCAUCAAUCACAGGCACAACCGGUUCUGCAUCGGUGAGCUCAGAAUCCACCCUUUCUUCGACCUCGGCCUCAGGGCUAUCCGAGAGCCCGAGCUCCGCAUCUUCAGCUCCACAGAGCCCAAGUGCUACGGCAUCGGGGGCUCCUGAGACCACGAACACAUCGCUCACCGCAGUGUCGACCUCAACACCCCUCAGUGCGAUCUCCUCCUCGGUGUUGGGUUCUGCAUCCGCCUCAGGCCCUGCGACGGCGUCAACAACUGUUUCCACCGGAGCGGAGACAAUAACCACGACCGCUGGGAUCACAGACCACCCUUUCGAACGGUGGGACUGUCGUCGGGACUGGAUUUACAAGCAGCACAUCCAAAUCCAGCUCAGCUUCAUCUACUGCGUCAUCCUCUUCCACCAAUCGGGUUUCCUCGAUCUCCAGCAGAACUUCAUCGACGACCAGUUCAGGCAGCUCAUCCACCGAAACCAGGACCACAACCAGUAUGGUAAGCUCACGCCACAGUUCAAUCUUGACAACAUCGAGUCAAGUGUUGAGUAG